AUGUCAAUUAUAGAAAAAGUGGGCAUAUUUGUGUAUGUCCUUGCACAUGGUGCCACAAAUAGAUUAACUCAAGAACGUUUUCAACACUCUGGCAAAACAGUGAGUCAAGUAUUCAAAGAAGUUUUAUAUGCUAUGGAUGGAAUAUCAAGGGAUAUACUUAUACCUAGAGAUCCUAAUUUUAAGGAGGUGCCACGACAAUUAGAAAAUGAUGCUAGAUACCUGCCAUAUUUCAAGGAUUGUAUUGGAGCUAUGGAUGGUACACAUAUAUCAAUAAUUGUUCCAGAAGAAGACCAAUUGCGUUAUAGAGGAAGAAAAGGCAUACCAACUACAAACGUUUUAGCUGUAUGUGACGUUGAUUUGUUGUUUACGUGCGUGUUAACGGGAUGGGAAGGUUCAGCUCAUGAUUCACGAAUAUUUCUUGAUACAAUUGGUAAAUAUUAUGUUGUUGACAAAAGCUAUCCGAAAAGAAUGGGGUAUUUGACUCCUUACCCUAAGACGAGACGAAUUAGCGUUGGUGAUCCAGCUUUUAGACUCGUCGAUAAAGAUCCUAACUUUGUACCUCCCGAGGGAGUUGAGGAUAUUGAAACUAAUGUCCCUCAAUGUGUUCAAGAAUCAUCAACUAGGGAGAUGACAAUUGUGAAAAACAUGGAUCUUGCUGAGGGUCCUUUGCAGUAG
Messenger RNA from Chenopodium quinoa (quinoa), 675 nucleotides. RefSeq lists its product as uncharacterized. The coding region runs from base 1 to 675 and encodes 224 amino acids. The transcript is spliced from 5 exons. The record is from RefSeq and is a predicted model, not a curated record. NCBI's taxonomy places the organism in Eukaryota, Viridiplantae, Streptophyta, Magnoliopsida, Caryophyllales, Amaranthaceae.